Molecule: messenger RNA, 570 nt
Organism: Saccharomyces eubayanus
Lineage: Eukaryota; Fungi; Ascomycota; Saccharomycetes; Saccharomycetales; Saccharomycetaceae
Gene: FCF1
Product: rRNA-processing protein FCF1
Exons: 1
Coding region: 1-570 (189 amino acids)
Cellular component (GO): small-subunit processome; nucleolus
Source: RefSeq, a predicted model, not a curated record
AUGGGUAAGGCUAAGAAAACAAGAAAGUUCGGGUUAGUGAAAAGAACAUUAAACACCAAGAAAGAUCAAAGGUUGAAGGCAAACCAGGAAAGCAUUAAAGAUAAAGAAGACCCUGAGUUAACCAGAAACAUACCACAAGUGUCGAGUGCUCUUUUCUUCCAAUAUAAUGAAGCUAUAAAGCCACCUUACCAAGUGCUGAUAGAUACCAAUUUCAUAAAUUUUUCCAUCCAAAAGAAAGUGGAUAUUGUUAGAGGCAUGAUGGACUGCCUUCUCGCAAAGUGUAAUCCGUUAAUCACAGACUGUGUAAUGGCGGAAUUGGAAAAGUUGGGACCUAAAUACCGUAUUGCUUUGAAAUUGGCUCGCGAUCCAAGGAUAAAGAGACUAAGCUGCUCGCACAAGGGUACAUAUGCAGAUGAUUGUUUAGUGCAUAGAGUUUUACAACAUAAAUGUUACAUUGUGGCUACGAACGAUGCUGGUUUGAAACAAAGAAUCAGAAAAAUUCCCGGCAUUCCAUUAAUGAGUGUAGGGGGCCACGCAUACGUCAUCGAAAAAUUACCAGACGUCUUUUAA